Messenger RNA from Schistocerca gregaria, 965 nucleotides. RefSeq names its product putative transcription elongation factor S-II. Gene Ontology annotation, molecular function: zinc ion binding; nucleic acid binding. Lineage: Eukaryota; Metazoa; Arthropoda; Insecta; Orthoptera; Acrididae. Gene Ontology annotation, biological process: DNA-templated transcription. The record is from RefSeq and is a predicted model, not a curated record. The coding region runs from base 15 to 965 and encodes 316 amino acids. The transcript is spliced from 2 exons. Gene Ontology annotation, cellular component: nucleus.
UCAUUCGCUACGAAAUGAUCGAAUCCGUCUUAAGAGUAAAGUCUGUUUUACAAGAUUUUAUCAGAGAACCAACUAAGGAUUACGACUUAGUCAUGGAAAAUCUGCUUAUUUUAGAAAGACUAGAUAUGUCCCUGAGCGUUCUUCAAGAAACUGAAAUUGGGAAGGUGAUAACUCGGUUAAAGCGUUAUGUAAAAGAACACCAGAGUGCAUCUGAAUUGAUAUCUAGGCUUUUGCUAUUGUGGAAGCAGACGGCUCUGAGGCAGCUGAGCCAACAAACGCAAAUUAUAGAUGCUGAAAGUCAUUCCGUGCCCAAUAAGAGAUACAAAACUGAAGGUAAAACUGAUAUUCUGAAUAAUGAGUUGAGGCCGGCUAAGAAUUUUUGCGACUCUUCGUGUGAAGCCAUGGCUUCUUCAAAUGACAAACUACAAGAAAACAGGAACCCUCUCGUAGACAAAUACGAAUACACUGUUCCCGCCAAUAACAAGCGCCGUACCCUGUUUAACAAUUUAUUCAUGACGCUGAAAACACAAUCUCUUUUACCCCAUUUGCACGAUUCAGAAAUAUUCUGCCACAAUUUGGCCAUAGUGAUAGAAGAGGCUGUGUACAACCGAUAUAAGGACAUGGAUGAAUAUAUUGAUCAGCUUCAAUCCAUACGUUUUAACCUGAGCCAAAAUAAGAAAUUACUAAAUGAUAUUUGCACUGGCGUUUUAGCGAUACAGAAGCUGGCGACCAUGAGUUCCGAAGAGCUGGCGACAGAAGAGGUUCGAAAGAAGAGAGAAACGAUCAUUGAAGAAUCUACGGCAGCUAGACAGCAGCCAAAAUUGGAGGCCAAUUGUUCGACUGAGCCCUGCUUAAAAUGCGGUUCUAAUAAAGUCCACGUUACGCAGGCUCAGACAAGAUCAGCGGAUGAACCUAUGACUCAAUUCUUUACUUGUACGAAAUGCUCAAAGAAAUGGAAAAAAUGA